Molecule: messenger RNA, 1533 nt
Organism: Aspergillus puulaauensis
Lineage: Eukaryota; Fungi; Ascomycota; Eurotiomycetes; Eurotiales; Aspergillaceae
Gene: MT1
Product: sphingolipid C9-methyltransferase 1
Exons: 4
Coding region: 1-1533 (510 amino acids)
Biological process (GO): cellular response to biotic stimulus
Source: RefSeq, a predicted model, not a curated record
AUGGGCACCGAUUCUAAGGGUGCCGAGCUUGCGGGCGACAUAUCCUUCAUCGAGACUCCGCCUGCUCAGCCCGCUCAAUUCGAGACCGGCCAGGACUGCGGAAUUGCCCCGACCAAGGCUGCAGCUAUCAACAACCCGCCAUUGGCUGCUGAUGGCCCUGGAAACGAGAGCUUCUCCAACCUCGUCCUAGGUGCUGUCCUCACCGGUGUCCCUGCCUUCCUCACCUACCUGUUCGGCGGUGGAUUGAAGACCUUUGUGUUUUUCGCCCUCCUCUCUGUCCUUCCCCUGUUGGUCGCCUUUUGGACCUACGUUUCCACCUACAGCCCCCGCACCAACGAGAAAGUUAAGCUCCCUGGCCGACCUGUCGAACACUACAUCACCUUCAAGCGUGAAGAGGACAAGGCGAAAUGGCACGGACGGAACAAGGUCCCCCUGCAGACCUUCGCUGAGAUGUACCUCGACGGACUGGUUGACUUCAAGGGCGAUGUCCUCGAAGUUCUUGAGUACCGCCACGACUGGGCAAGCUUCGCUUUCACCUGGCAGCUAUUCAAGUUCAUCGUCGGCACCUUCUUUGUUGAUGUGCUGUUCCACACCAAGGCCCAGGAUGAGGAGCAGAUCCGCCCCAACUACGACAGCGGCAACGACCACUACGCCUGGUUCCUCGGCCCUCGCAUGAUCUACACCUCGGGCAUCAUCUCGGAUGUCGAGAAGGAGGAAACUCUCGAGGAGAUGCAGGAUAACAAGAUGGCAGUGGUGUGUGAGAAGAUCGGACUCAAGGAAGGCGAGACCAUGCUUGACAUUGGCUGCGGCUGGGGAACCCUUGCCAAGUUUGCCAGUGUCAACUACGGUGCCAAGGUCACCGGAGUCACCAUCGCUGAGAACCAGACCGCCUGGGCUCGCGACGGUCUCCUGAAGGCUGGCGUUUCUGAAGACCAGAGCCGUAUUCUCUGCAUGGACUACCGUGAUAUCCCCAACACCAAGUUCGACAAGAUCACUCAGCUCGAGAUGGGUGAGCACGUUGGUAUUCGCAAGCUUACUGGGUUCUUCCGUCAGUGCUACGACAUGCUUAACGACGAUGGAUCCAUGUACGUUCAGCUCUCUGGUCUGAGACAGGCCUGGCAAUACGAGGAUUUCAUCUGGGGUCUGUACUUGAACAAGUACAUCUUCCGUGGCGCCGACGCCUCUACCCCUCUCUGGUAUUACGUCAAGUGCUUGGAAGCAGCCGGAUUCGAAAUCAAGGGAAUUGAUACCGUCGGUGUCCACUACUCCGGAACUCUGUGGAGAUGGUACCGCAACUGGGUUGGCAAUGUCGAAGCCAUCAAGGCCAAGUACGGCCCAAGAUGGUACAGGAUCUGGGAACUCUUCCUCGCCUGGUCCGUCAUCGCCUCCCGCCAGGGCUCUGCCACCUGCUACCAGAUGGUUGUUGUCAAGAACCUGAACUCGACGCACCGCAUCAACGGGGUUCCCUCUCAGUACGGCCUCACCGGUGCCCUCGAGGCCAGCAGGAAGGCGGGCAAGUCUCGCCUGCCUUAG